UUAUAGUAGGGUUCCUGGGUGGAUCAGGCCACCGGAGACGGGUGAUCUCCCUGCCUCAUUCCUCCACGGCUCUACUCCACCUUUAUACAUAUAUAUGCUCAACAAAGGAGACCAUACAUCAUGUCCUCCUGGACCGAUAUACUCAAUGACCUGAACAGGGACAUCGCCCUCGACAAUCCUACAGAUGUCCUUCAGUGGGGCGCAGAUUGGUUCCAGCACAAGCUCCGUCAAGAGCGACAAAAUUCCAACGCAUCCACAAGGCAAGCCCAUCCCGGCACUCUGGCCUUCAACGCUACCAACUUUGGUAGUCUUCCGCCACACACUCUCUCUCCCUUCUCCGAGAUGGGUCCCUCCGACUCGCCUUUCGGCCCCACAGCUCGCAGAGCCACAGUUCCGACAGAAUCUAAUCUCUCAGUCCAGCCACUGUUCUCCACGCCUUUCAGCGCCUCUUCUGGCGUACUUCGUACUGAUGACCGCAGUCCCUUUAGUGAAGGAGGUGGUAUGCCAUUUGGCAAUUCCCCGUUCGGCGAGAAGUCUCAAUCGCACGGGGCUCAGGAUGAUCCGCCCGUGCCUUCAUACGCUCUCGGCCGGAGGACGUCUGUCUCUGCUGAGUCUCUCGUUCCGACCAGCCAGAGAGCUUACGGACCUACAAGCGGCUUGGAGACCACCAUGGAAGAGGACGAAAAUACGCAUAACCUUAGCUCGGGCACUCCUGUAUUUCCUAAAUCUGAAGAGCAACUUGCCCGCAUUCGUCAAGCUAUCAAGCCCAACUUUCUUUUCCGCAAUCUUGAUGAUGAACAGGAGGCCGAUGUUCUCGCAGCUAUGAAGGAGGUGAAGAUGGACGCCGGUGAAGUGGUCAUCGAGCAAGGUGCUGCCGGUGACUUCUUUUACAUCGUUGAGAAUGGAAGGUUGGAUGUGUUUGUCAACAAGGAAGGGCAGGUGCUUGAUCUGGAAAAGGGAGAUAGACAGGGGUUGGGAAAGAAGGUUGCAGAGUGUUCCGAGGGGAGCUCGUUUGGGGAGUUAGCGUUGAUGCACAAUGCUCCUCGAGCUGCCUCCAUAAUUUCUCUCACCCCUUGUACUCUAUGGGCUCUGGAUCGAGUCUCUUUCCGUACAAUUCUCCUCGACCACACAUCUCGUAAGCGCCGACUAUACGAAUCUUUUCUUUCCGAAGUCCCCAUUCUGGCCUCCCUUCAACCCCAAGAACGCGCCAAAAUUGCGGAUGUUCUCGAAUCUCGUACAUACAAUGAAGGAGAAGACGUCAUUCGUCAGGGCGAUGCAGGCGACGAGUUUUUCCUCAUCGAGAGUGGUAACGCAAUGGCCAUUAAGACCGACGAGGAUGGAAAUCAGUCCGUCGUGAAGCACUUGGGUCAGGGAGAGUACUUUGGUGAACUUGCCCUCCUCAAUCGUAGGACGCGAGCAGCUACUAUACGCGCUGAAGGGCCCGACAAGUUGCGGGUCGCCGCUCUUGGUGAGCAAGCCUUUACUAGGCUACUUGGACCUGUCAAGGACAUCAUGGCAAGAUCUGUCAGUGAGCGUUAUGGAUUUUCGACAGGGAGGGGCUCCAUGUGAAGUCCGUUCCUUUACAGCAAAGUAGAAACGUAAAUUGUCGCCUUUAAGAAAGUUUGUACCAAGUGAUGCAUUGUUUUUAUUUCAA
This is a messenger RNA of Cryptococcus deneoformans JEC21, 1654 nucleotides long. RefSeq names its product cAMP-dependent protein kinase inhibitor, putative. Gene Ontology annotation, cellular component: nucleus; cAMP-dependent protein kinase complex. Gene Ontology annotation, molecular function: cAMP-dependent protein kinase regulator activity. The record is from RefSeq and is a predicted model, not a curated record. The transcript has 5 exons. Bases 121 to 1569 code for a protein of 482 amino acids. Gene Ontology annotation, biological process: regulation of protein phosphorylation. NCBI's taxonomy places the organism in Eukaryota, Fungi, Basidiomycota, Tremellomycetes, Tremellales, Cryptococcaceae.